UCGACAGUCAACACUCAACAGUAGAGUCUAAGACUACAAAGAGGGGAGAUGUGUGUCGCUCCUGUGAUUCUGUCGUGACGUGGGGGAGGGACAUAAGACCACUGACAACCCGAACUGAGAACGAAAGAAGAACUGUCUGUCCUUGCCGUUGUGUGUGCUUGCUAGAGAAAAAGGUGGUGUUGUCGAAAACGUAUUGAUUCGAGGAUAACAAUCAAUGAACAGAAAUUCGGGAUAUUUUAUAGUGUUCGCUGUGUUUUUUGUUUGCAUGUUUGUUAGUGGGCCUGUGUGGAUUAGUGUUUGCCAUAAAUUUCACGUAUGGCAAAAACUACAGUCACCCAUUGUAAGCUAUAUAUUGCUUUAGAAAAUGAAUAUAUCGGAAGCAGAGUUAAUGAGCACUACACUGUAAUAUUAAGCCACAAAGUGAGGUAUUGUGGGCAUGACAUUAUCUGAAGAGUCUAGAGGGUUGUACUAUAAUCGAAAAUUAUUGGCGCCACACUGACCACACUGGAAAUCUCCGGAAUAACUCGUCACAAGACCACGUACGACAUCUUCAAGACGAGCUACACAUCUUGGCUACAAGUGAAUCAUGGAGGGCCAACGAUAUUGAUCCCUCAUGACCAACGUGUAGACAGUGAGAUAAGUCAGCCCCAGUUAAAGAGCCCUCUCAGUCCUUCAGUCCUGCAGGAUGGGGCAGGCCUCGGUGAGUAAGCCCUCCAAUCCUCAGCAGGGGGAGGUGGACAUGGCCAUGGAGGCAUCGCACUUUUUUCAUAACUCCAGGGAGGAAUACAGUACCAAACCCACCAUAAUGCUUCCCUCCCAGCCACCUUUCCCUAAUAAGACGUCAGAUAAUACCAGCGUCAGAAGGAAGAGGUCGGUCCAUAAACGGAGGAGUUCCGUUUCUGAGGAUAGAGAAGAGGAAGAGGAGGAGGAGGACGAGAGUUUUUUCGCUUCUCCCUUGAGUUUAUCGCUUCACUCGCCCAAAAAGUUUGACACGGAGUAUCAGCAGCUGGCCGACGUUCUGUACUCCGCUUUUCAUCUGCACACCACUCGGGACCCCUUAUUGCAGCGGGUGGCGGAAAGGGGGGCGGGGACGGGGGGCGCAGGUAGUGGAGGCCUAGCAGGUGACGAGGCACCCAGCAUGGAGGAGUUGAGCAAAGAACUGAUGGAUGUCUUCGAGGUGGAUGAGACGACCAUGGGAGCGAUACGGGAGGAAGUGCGGACUAGAGAACCUCCACGAGUCGCCGUUCAAGUCAACAUCCACGAAGCCAAGGAACUCAAGCCCAGGACUCCCAAAGAAACGAGUCACACCUACUGCCUGGUGCGGGUGUCGGGCAGCAGCGAGACCUUCAAGACGCGGGUGCUCCCUGACACACUCUCGCCGAAAUGGGAGUCGCAGUUCUCCAUGUGGAUCCCCGCGCGCCAGGAUGCCAAAUUAACCCUGGAAGUGUGGCAUGACCCGCAAGAGGCCGGGGUGGAAAACCUGAUGAACGUGAAGGGCAUCCGGGAGUUCGGCCGCCUGGUGCGGGACGCGGCCACCAACCUGCAGCCCAACGAAAUGAGGAACCUGUUGGGCUCCGUCACUGUGCCUCUCGCCGAUAUAAAGGACCAAAGUAUCGAUGCUUGGUACAACCUUGUGAAGGGUCGUGAGGAGGAGUUCAACAAAGUAUCACCCAGAGAGAGCUUCAGGGCCAGCAAGAAGAGAGGAUCCGUGCGCCUGACCCUCAAAGUCUCUACCAUUUCACAGUUAAAUUUAAUUGGUCCCCACUGGUUUGAUGGCUUCUUGAGUAGAGUAAUACAGCACCACCUCGGGUACCUGAGCAGCUUUGAAAACUUUCAUCGGGGAAGGAGCAGAAGGAGUGAGCGUGCUGUAUUCAACCUCAUUGUCAGUCCAAGGAGCACAAAAAAUAAUGGUGCUGUUAUCAGCAAGAGCUGUAAAGGUGAAAUCGACAGGAACAGCUCAAUUAAUAGUGGAAGCAGCUUUCACAAUGAGGGACUCUUGAGGUUUUCACCUCCAUGGAAUGGCACACUGAGCAACACAAAGCUCUGUCUCCUGGAGCACUAUGCCACCACCCUCAACCUCACUCCUCCAGUCACUGCCUUCUCCUGGUGGAAAGUGUGCUCCAGGGUAUGUGUGAUUGAAAGGGCCUUUCUGGGCACCCGCCUCAUAGCUCUACAAGGCUACCUCAGGGAAGGAAGGUACUCGUGCAUUGAAAGAGAGGAGAUCAAGAGCUCGUUAAAACUGUGGAUACAGGCUGAAAUUGAUGCACUAAAAAAUCUCACAACAUUUUUCCCAGCUUCCUCCAAGGCUGUGUCGUAUGCACAACUCGAGGGCAUUGUCAGGAAUUUCAAUGCAGUUGAAAAUGAUGAGAUCACCAGACAGCUUAAUGUGUUCCCAAAUGAAUCUCCAGUAAGUCAGCUGAUCUAUGAUUCUCUAAUGGAAUUUUCAAAAGUUUGGUGGGAAUCGUGCCUCAAGACCAAAGGACGCAACUCUCAUAAUGCAAAUGGAGACCAGCAGCUUGUGUUUGCUGUGAGCGUGGCCGGGGAAGUCUAUGCUUUCCUGGCUGAUGUGUGCAACUUCUACCAUGGUGUGUUUUACAGAGAGGCCAAUAUAUCCUUCCUGAAACUGACUUACAUACUCUUAACAACGGAGCUCAGCGCUCGUGUACGGCCCCUCCUCAACCAUAUCUACAGAUCUUCCACUAAAAAGAAGUUUAGUGAUGACCUUAGAUGCCGCGAGCCAGACAGGUAUUCCCUAGAGUCUGGGACCCCUGUGUGGCAGCUCUACAAGAAGUGUGAAAUCAUUGAAAAUGAGAUAGGAAGAAAUCUUCCAGAGGAGGUGCAGAAAAAGUCUGGUCUCCAAAGCUAUCACCAUUGGUUCCUUGGAGGCAUUGAGAGGUGGAUGGAACGGAUCUUUGUCCGCACCAAGGCUGUCAUGGCAGAAGAUAUUGAAAGAGAUGACAUGAAAACUAAUUCCUUAGGAGUUAGCACUUCUGCAGUGGAAGCAAAAUCAAACUUUAAGAUUCUAAAAACCUCAUGGCAGAAGUUGUCAUGGCCUGAAGAUGUGGAGGUGGAUAAAGUAGUGAAACCACUGCUGCACAACCUGUGUGGACUGGGUCCUUACUUUGCAAGGUUGGUGAUCGAAAAGCUGGCAUCAAAUCUGGAGGGAGAAGCAGCGAGAGAUUUGACUUUUCUUUCAGAGCAGAGUUGCAUUGGAUUGAACAACAUUCAGUAUUUGAGAAAAGAAAUUGAAGCUGUUCCAGAAUUCUUUGAGUUGAGCAACACUGAUGAAGGAAGCGAACCUGUGGUCACCAAAACUUCCUCAGAGAUGGAAGGGUCAGUGUUGCAUUAUAUGGAUGGUGUCAUUGCAAAACUGAGGCCCAGUUUGUAUGGAUCUGUUAAGGCUUCCUGUGACUCUGGAGAUGAAUACCACCUCCUGCAUGAAGUUCUGGAAAAAGAGUUGUUUGUUCUGAGACAAAAGUUGGAUGAUGCAAACUUUGGAGCAUUCAUUCUGAAGAUUUGGAAUGCUCUCAUUGCUAUUUUCAGCAGAAUUGUAGAGAUCAAUUGUGUUAAUCACAAUGCUGAGUACUUCAAGGGUGUGUUCAGGGUGCUGCAGGCCUGCUGGCACUUCUUCAUGCCUGCAGAUUGCACUGGACUGGACCCCCAGCAGCAAUAUACAGACGCAUACCAGGCACUUGAAAAGACUCUGAACAACUUGAAGCUACCAACAGAGUCCCUCAUUACCAAGUACUACAAAGAACGCCACGAUGAACUGCAGAGGGCCCACUCCUGUGUCGCUGAGCUGUCGGUGAGGCCAUUUUUCAUGAAAAGUGGGAAGCUGGUCAUAGAAAUCAUCAUGGUGAAGAAUAACAUCAGCUCCUCAAGGAAGCCGCCUAACACUCAGGUGGCAGUCACGUUGGUGCCGAAUGAUUUGUUCCGUGGGGUCCUGAACGCCAAGACAAAGGUCCAGCGAAAGACUGCAACUCCGCAAUUUGAGGAAAUAUUUGAAGUCACCAUAAAUCCAACUGAUCCUGGAGUAAGGGCCGGCUUCCUCCAGUUCUUGCUCAGGUCCCACUACCUGCUGCAGAGUGAGGUCAUCGGAGAGGCUCUGUUGCCCCUGGAAAAUAUUCCUUCUGUGGACACACCAAAAGCCAGUGACAUCAAGAACAAAUGCUUGAAAAUGAACAUGCCAAAAAGUAAAGUUGAUUAUGAAGCAGCUAACGCUCUCAAAUACAGAACCUGGGAUAGAAGGGCACAACUGUUCCUGCAAAGGAUGUCUUUGAGAAAUUGAGGGACUGAGAUUCCUGAAAAAGAUUUGAAAGUACCAAAGAUAUAUAUGGCUUUAUCAUCAGCAGACCCUAUUGUAAUUGAUGCAAAACUCACCGUGCAAGAAAAACUGUGAUAGUCUUACCUGAUCUAGUUUAUGAAAAUGUCAACACAAGAGCUUUCAAGUCUAAGCUGCAGCAAUAAGCUGGCAGCUGAGUCCAGGAUCUUUUUUUCUGUCUGUGGGCUAGGCAGAAAUGGAAGCUUCUCUCAUAGAGGUAAGAUAUAUAGAAUGUGAUACACAUAUUGGUUGUGAACUAUGUAUUUGUAAGAUGGUAGUCAGCAAUAUUAACAUGUAGACUUGUAGUAUGUAGAUGUAGUGUGCAUAUUUAGGGUCAUUUUGUAAGCAGAAGUGGGCCAAGAGUGAAUGAGCUGCAAAAAGUAGAAGAGGAGUUUAAUGGAAAUGAGGUACAGGGGGGUCGCCUGAUAUGCGAACUUGGGAUAUGUGAACCACCUCAUAUGCGACCUCCUUCCUCCCUCCCUCCCCCCCUUGGGGGGUGGAGCACGUGGGAGCGGUGACUUGACUCGGUAGUCAGAGAAAAGUUUUUUUUUCAUUCAUUUCAUGUUCCCGACUUCGCUAACAUCCAUUUCCUACCAAAUAAUGAACUUGCUGUUACUCACUUCCCGAAGGAAGGGAAAUAAACAAUGGCGCAAUCUGGCAACUCUACUCUGUGAGACGGCUCCACGUGUUCUCUUCAUCAGUACGUCUAAAGCAGCUAUUGCUCUCACAAGCUGUGUCUGUGCUAUGUGCAAGCUAGCCUGUGGGCUAUUGUUGUUGCUGUUGUUGUUAUUAUGGCGCCUCCAAAGAACUCGAAAAAGCAGUUUAUUACGUUGGUAAAUGUGGCUGACCGCCCAUAUACCAUUAUUUACAUGCUUUUUAAGGUUCCUAAUAUGCGAAUUUGCGAUAUGCGAGGCUUUGAACCGCCCAUAUUCUCGCAUAUUAGACGACCCCCCUGUAUAUUCAUUCUUAGCAGGUGUCACCAGUGAUAGGGUCAUAGGACCCACGAAGCUUGAGCUAUUCUCUCAAUUAUCGUAAAUUACCUGUGUUUCUCUGGGACUUCCAACAAUUACACUUCAAUAUAAUAAGUGACACUAUUGUUGAUAAGAAUAUAGCUGAUCAUUUUCGUUGUUUUAUUUAUUGGUAAACGAGAGAAAAUAUAAAUGCUGUCCGGCAGCCUCUCCUCAUCCAAAAUCGUUCUUGUAUGAAAGACCUGUGAAAUCAAGCAGAUAUGAGCUUUUGAAAAAUAUUAUUUACAUUACAUUGCUUUGGGUGCAUCGGUGUCGCCUUUGGUGAAAUUUAUCAAAAACAUUUGGGUGCCAGGCAUCUCGGCAGAAAGCGACCCUCCUUUGUCUUUUGUCCAUGUGUGACACUGGCUUCUGUCCAAUAGUAUUUCCCUCCACCCACAACUUCUGGCUUUAAACGCCAUCACCUUUGACGUGCCCACGUUAUAAUAUGCUGGGAGCGGAAGACGGUGACCUCACUGAGACACAAACAAACUGCCUAACCAGCCUCAAUGCCCUAAUGUUUUUGAUAAAUUUCAUCGAAGGCGGCACUGAUACACCCAUGGCAAGUAGGCCCACUCAGCAAAUACUGUAAUGUAAAUAGAUUUUUUUUUCAAAAGUCCAUUUUUGCUUGAUUUCACAGGGCUUUCAUGCAAGAACGAUUUUGGAUGAGGAGAGGCUGUCGGACAGCAUUUAUAUUUUUGUCGUUUACCAAUAAAUAAAACAACGAGAAUGAUUAGCUAUAUUAUUAUUAAUAAUAGUGUCACUUAUUAUAUUGAAGUGUAAUUGUUACAAGACCCAUAGAAACACAGGUAAUUUACGAUAAUUGAAAGAAUAGCUCAAGCUUCAUGGGCCCUGUGACCCAAUACCCGCUGGCUGGCAGGAGACAAACAAACAUCAAGAGUCUGCAAGAGGCUGGUAGACCUAUUCAAGGCAGCACCUGUGAACCUAACCCCACCCAAUCUCAUAAUCCAUUAGUUUAUCUAACCUUUUCUCGAAUGUAUCCAUCAUAUUGGCACUCACAACUUGACUGCCAAGCCUGUUCCACUAUACCUGGAUGUGUGAUAAGCUCUGUGAUAGAUGAUGAAAGUGAAAGAAUUUAAAAACAUGGAAACAGCUCUAAGUAUGGGAACAUGGAUGGAUAAAUGAAGGGAAAGCAGCCACAGAGUCAGUCGAGAGAGUCAUUAGAUGUAGAAAUGUAAGCAUGGAUGCAAAAAGCAGGCUAAGGAAUUGUUUAGUUCAGUCAAUCUAGAACCCCCUUUCCCAACCCUGGGGUCGACAAGACCUCAAAAUAUCAAACAUGGUGUUAAUAAUUGUACUAACACAUAUACAACUAAACUAGUGGGAUCACAGUCAUGUCUAGAGACACAUGAUUGGGGUUGCCUGAAAAAAAGGUUGGGAACCACUGAUCUAGACCAUUGCAGUGUCUCAGGAAAGGAUAUGGGCAUUGGAAAUGAGUUACAUGGGGAGGGUAUGUGGUUUGAAGAGGUGAGCUGAAGUGUUAUGGAUUGAGAUCAAGAAGUGUUGAAUGUGAAGUGGUUGAAGGGUUAACUCAAAAUUCACUGGGAUGGUUGGGCUGUUAUGAAAAUGCAAUAUGGUAAUUCUUAUGAAGAGGGUAAAUGACAGUCAAAUAAUUGGGCAGGGGUUGGUAGGGAAACUACAAGUAAGGUGGAUUGAUGUGAUGGAGAAAUACAUAGACAGAGGUGGAAAGGGGGAUGUAAAUGUAGCAAAAAGGGAGUGUAUUAACAGGAUAUACUUGAGACUUCUGCCAUGGCCACCCACUCAAGGGAAGUUCCUAGAAGGACCAGGGCAUCAGAACUAUAGAUAGAUAUUAUGUAUAUCUUACAGUAGCAAUAAUAUAAAAGAAUCUCACUUCAUUGUUAAUACAUUUUGUAACCAAUUACAGUGUACUUAAAAACAAUAUGCUUUCAUUCAUGAUUUCUCAUAUGUCGAAAUAUCGUCUUAUGAAUAUGAUGGGCAUUAAAUUGAUGUAAUUAUGGUAUGAAAACUUAAUAUCCUGAGAAAUACAAUAAAUAUUUUUUUAUCAAACUUUGGGUUGUCUCAGACCCAUUGGAAGGCUGUGUUACUUCAGGGCAGUAAGUUGUGGCUUUAGAAGGUUGUAUCCUUAUAUUGUAACAUGUAUCAUAAUAAUUUAAUAGUAGAUUAACUCUUGUUAGUAAUUUGUAUUCUGCACCUCUAUUUGAUUAUACCAUUGAUAAAAAGUAACAUUUUG
Messenger RNA from Eriocheir sinensis (Chinese mitten crab), 7555 nucleotides. Its product is annotated as protein unc-13 homolog 4B-like. The transcript has 23 exons. Lineage: Eukaryota; Metazoa; Arthropoda; Malacostraca; Decapoda; Varunidae. Bases 686 to 4288 code for a protein of 1200 amino acids. The record is from RefSeq and is a predicted model, not a curated record.